Molecule: messenger RNA, 507 nt
Organism: Stylonychia lemnae
Lineage: Eukaryota; Ciliophora; Spirotrichea; Sporadotrichida; Oxytrichidae
Source: the annotation of a GenBank genome assembly
AUGCUAGGUCCACAAGACCAGCUCCAAGAUGGAUUGAAACAACAGUAGUUGAAGUAUCAGUCACUUAAGAAGCCUCAUAAAUAUUUCAGGCAAAUAUUCUCUGCUUGCAACUAGUCUUAAUACAGACUUGAUCAAUUAGACCUUAGAUACUAACCAAUUGAUCAUAUUUAUGUGAAAAUGUCACAAUUUAUUAAGGAUUUGAUUGAUAUCUAAGAGUAGUCAAAGAUUGAUGAAAAGAUUCCAAAACCAAAUUAGCUUUACAUCAUCAUAUGCGAUUAUAAGCAAAAAAUAAAAGAUUAACAGAUUGUUAAAGAUCAACAAAAUGAUGAUAUCUAAAUCGAUAAACAAAUCAGCAAAGAAACUUAAGUAUAGCAAUAAGUUGCCUUUACUGAUGUUGAUUUGAUAUAUAAAUUGCUCAAGAGUAAGUUCAACUUUAUAUUUUUGCUUCCUGAAUAACCACAUGAUGAUGAUUAUGUAAUUUUUAUAGUUGAUUUAUUUUCUAAGUGA